AUGUCAACUGUCAUGCGCCCCAAGAAGUUCGUCAAGCGCCCGGAUGAUUCUGGGAUGAAAAAAGAAGUAGAUUCUUUGAUGAUUGAGAUCAAGGAGCUAGAGGCGGCUAGCAAUGAACUUACUGCGCAGAUCGAUCGAAUCAAAUUUGAUGCGAGAAAUGUUGAGAGAAAGAAGCAAUUGCAAGCCGAAUUGAAGGAUGUGAUUUCCGAGCAAGGAUCAUUCAAAGCCGAACGUUCUGCCAUACAAACUCAGAUCAAAAAUGUUGACAUGCAAGUGAAGAAGAAGAUUGCCGAGAUUCAAAAGUUGACUUCCAAGACGAACUUCAAAUCGGCUUCCGAGAUCGAUUCAAGAAUUAAGUACUUGGAUGAGUUGAUUGGCUCUGGCGAAUUGAGAUUGGCCGAGGAGAGGAAGCUCAUUCGUGACUUAACGUCAUUGCGUAAGUUGAGAAAAGAUUUUGGUGAGGUAGAAUCUCAACAGUCCGCGAUCGACAAAGACAAGACGAAGAUUGCUGAGCUCAAGGACCAGUUGAGCAGUAUCGGGAAUAAGGAGGUCCAGGCGCGUUUCGAGUCUAUCCAAAGAGAAUUAGAUGAGAUAAACAGUUCCAACAACUCGACCUAUGAGCAGCGAAACAAAUUGAUCAGCAAACGUAACGAAUUGAGAAAGUCUAGAAAUCUCAAGUACGAUCAAAUCAAGAAGUUAAGAGCUGACUUCAAUGCAGAAUUUGCAAAGUUCAAGGAACAGUUGGCGGAAGAGCAGAGGAAGAGAGACGCCGAGCAUAAGGCGAUGCAAGAGGAAGAAAAGAAAUUGCAACUCAAGGAGGAGGCGAAGAGGAGAUUAGAGGAGGCUUCUGUUCCCGCUUUCACCGAAGAAAUCAAUGAGAUUCACGGUUUGUUGCUGUACUUUGACUCAAGCUACAAAAAGCCGCAAAAAAAUGCGGUGGCUGAAGCUACAAAGCUGGAAUUUACUUCAGAGUCAUCGGGCAGAAAGAUUGAAAUGCCAGAGGGUGUGGAGGUAUUGAAGAAAGAGCAGCAACCUUUCUUUCAGGGCUCUGGUGGAAAGAAGCAAAAGAAGAAGUCUUCUAAACAAAAGAAUUUCACGGUCGAUCCCGAUGUCAUCGUAUCUUUGUCCAACCUCUCCAUCCAAUUGCCAGUGAAACAGGAUGAUGUUUCCACAACAGUGAAUACCUUGAAGGAAACUUUGCAGGCAUUGGAGGAGAAACAGGGCGAGCAAACCGAAAAGAACAUACAAAGAGCAAAAGAAGAGAUUGCAGAGUUAGAAAGUAAGGACGCGGAAUGA
Molecule: messenger RNA, 1296 nt
Organism: Candidozyma duobushaemuli
Lineage: Eukaryota; Fungi; Ascomycota; Pichiomycetes; Serinales; Metschnikowiaceae
Gene: BFR1
Product: Bfr1p
Exons: 1
Coding region: 1-1296 (431 amino acids)
Biological process (GO): intracellular mRNA localization
Cellular component (GO): nuclear outer membrane-endoplasmic reticulum membrane network; endoplasmic reticulum; ribonucleoprotein complex
Molecular function (GO): mRNA binding
Source: RefSeq, a predicted model, not a curated record